UUUUUCAGUAUUCCAUCAUGGAACAUUGUACCAUAAUGAUUAUUUUUGGUGUUUCACAGUUUUAAACUUUUGAAAAGUAAAAAUGCGCGUUAUAAUUUUCAUUGUUAUUUGUAUCAUACGAAUACAGUUCAUACGGUCUGACGGCAGCGAUGAGGAAAAUUCUUCUGAUUCUGGUACUAGUACCACUAGCAACGAUACCACCACUAGCACCGUAAGCACCACAAGCACCGCAAGCACCACAACUCCAACACAACCACCAAUUAAGGAUGUAGAUAUGUUGAACAUGAGCAGCGUUAUAUUAGAAAAUGAACUACCAGACUUCCUUGAGGCACACAGAAACACCCUAUCAGUGAACAACAACUCUUCCGCUUCCUAUGGCAAUAACAAUACUUAUUUUAGUAUUCAGACUGGUUUCCCAGAAGAUAAGUCCAUCGCUGCGAAACAAGAAUAUGUAGAAUUCAAGUGCCCUGUGGAAACACACAAUGGCUCCAUGGAUAAUGGAAGAACACCGGAUGAACCACGAGUAAUGUGGGCAAUAUACGACGAUUUCGACGACAUAGAAAUCAUAACCGAGCUACAUGAUCACAACUAUACGAAUACUUACGUAAUAAAAAACCCGACUGAUGAUGACAAUGGCGGUUACAUGUGUGUCAUGUACACUUAUAGCGAUGCGAAAAUCCGUGACGCUAAAGUCGCUAAUUUGACGGUUGAGAAAAUUCCAGAACUUUUGCAAGGACCAUCCAACACUGAGAGUCAGACUUCUACAAUAAUAAUAGUUUCGUCGAUUGUUGUUGGUUUCCUCUUGUUGGGAACGUGUCUUGUUGUAAGGCAAAGACGGAAUGCAGCCUUCCCAGCCACAAUCAAAAGAGUGAUCAUCGAAAGAGACGGAGACUCCACAGAUAUUUUGAAAUGUCCAAUAGUACGAAUCGAAUGCAGAGAAUUUAGAUGUAAACGCGGAUACGCUGAGAAUUUGGAAUACGAAUUACCAAUCGAUGACGAAUGGGAAUUCCCUAGAGAUAAAUUGAAACUUACCGACACCGUAUUAGGAGAAGGAGAAUUUGGCCAAGUUGUCCAAGCUUCUGCUUAUGGCAUCGUGCAACCUCUCGUUUGGACCACAGUAGCUGUUAAAACGCUCAAAGCUUCACACAUUGAUGAAGAUAUGGCCAGUAUAAUAGCUGAAGUCGAAAUCAUGAAGAUGAUUGGGGAACAUAAACAUGUUUUGAAACUGUUGGGAGUUAGCUGCAAAGGAAACCCAUUUUUAAUGAUUAUGGAAUACGCACUUCAUGGCAAUUUGAAAAACUUCCUCAAACAAUGCAGUUCUGACUUGAAUUAUCCGAUUGAAACUGACAAAGGAUUCGUCAUCGAUAUCAAAGUUUUGAUCAAUUUUGCUCGACAAAUUGCUGAAGGAAUGGAUUACUUGGCUUCUUUAAAGUGUGUGCAUCGUGAUUUGGCUGCUCGAAAUGUGUUGGUUUGCGAAGAUUAUGUCAUGAAAGUAGCAGAUUUUGGUUUAGCUCGAGAUAUCCAUUACAGUGAGUACUAUCGGAAUUCAACCAAAGGUAGAUUACCUGUGAAAUGGAUGGCUCCGGAGGCUUUGCUUCAGAGAGUAUACACAAGUAAAUCGGAUAGCUGGUCUUAUGGCAUUCUUCUUUGGGAAAUGAUGACUCUUGGAGGCAUUCCAUAUCCAUCUGUUCCCUGCUGCGAAGAACUCCACCAAAUAUUACUCAAAGGAUACCGCAUGGAAUGCCCUCCCAACUGUCCACCCAAAAUAUAUGCUAUGAUGCGCGAAUGUUGGAUGUAUAACCCAAACGAUCGUCCUGAUUUCCAAAAAAUAAUGCAAGACUUGGAUGAAAUAUUAGCUGAAAACGAUGGCUUAGAUGGCAUGCCUUUUUCGGGUCUAUCAGUCCAUUCAUCGAUAGAUAAUCUUGACACAAGUAGCGACGAAGAUGAUGAUGGAAAUUGUGGAGAUUCGAAAAAAUCACAGUAUCCAUUAUUGAAAGAACGAGCAGCCCAGCUCGCUAAAUAUCCUAGCCAGGAAGGAAAUGUUUCAGAAAAAACUGCUUCUAUUACGAAAAAUCCAAAAGUGAGACAUUCUUUUGCAAUUUCUGAAGCAAAUGAGUAUACGGUUGACUUGGAAUUUGGUUGUCCAGAUAAGCAAAAAUCCGGAUAAUACGGAUUAAUACUUUUUUAAUUGAAUUUUUUUGAAGAAAAUGACUGUUUUUUGAUUUUUAAUAAGUAUUUUAUUUUAUUUUAUAUGCUUAAGAUUUCUAAAAACAAUUCAAAGUUUUUAAUAUUACCUAUAAGGUGAAAAGGUAUAUUUUAUUUUAUAUUUCUUUAAAAACAAACAUCAAAGUCUUGAAUACCUAGAUAUGUACUAAGGUAAAUUUCCACAUCUUUUUGUUGAUUCUUGAAAAGGAAGUGUUCAACUGAGCAUUCAAUAAUGAGUCGGUAGAAGCUGAACAUUACAGUAAUAAGCAUGAAAUAAUGUCUACCUGCAUUUAUGUUUUGACAGUGGUAUUUACUUUCAAGGUCCAAUCCAAUCUGCAAGUUCAGGGGGUAAUUAGCCAGCUUAAAGAAUAGAUAAUUAUGUAUAAUUAUUUUUCCAAAUCUAAAAUAUUGUGCCUAGUUUAGUUGGAUAAUUCAUCCUACACAGAAUUGAAACCAUUUGUUUCAAAUCGUCUUGAGAUUACUUAUUUUAUCACUCAUAUGUUGGAGAACAUUGGUUCUAUGCAGGAAGUUGUAUACUUACCUCAAACUUCUCUGAUUCAUGUUAUAAAAUUCACUAUUUUGAUACAAAUAUAGCUCCAAGAUAUCUACCUAUUUAUAGUUAUCCUUACUUAGGUAUAUUUUUGAUAUUUAUUUCAUGUUUCUUUAUCUAUAAAUUAAAUUAUUUUGUUUGGUAUAUUAAUUACAAUCUUGUUUCUGAAUAAACAUUUGCAAAUAAAUUUUUAAAAUGU
Planococcus citri (citrus mealybug) is the source of this 2954-nucleotide messenger RNA. Its product is annotated as fibroblast growth factor receptor homolog 1-like. Gene Ontology annotation, molecular function: ATP binding; transmembrane receptor protein tyrosine kinase activity. Bases 83 to 2167 code for a protein of 694 amino acids. The record is from RefSeq and is a predicted model, not a curated record. The transcript has 11 exons. Gene Ontology annotation, cellular component: signaling receptor complex; plasma membrane. Lineage: Eukaryota; Metazoa; Arthropoda; Insecta; Hemiptera; Pseudococcidae. Gene Ontology annotation, biological process: positive regulation of kinase activity; cell surface receptor protein tyrosine kinase signaling pathway; protein phosphorylation.